Messenger RNA from Diorhabda carinulata, 2328 nucleotides. RefSeq names its product protein SERAC1. The transcript has 11 exons. The record is from RefSeq and is a predicted model, not a curated record. Lineage: Eukaryota; Metazoa; Arthropoda; Insecta; Coleoptera; Chrysomelidae. Bases 155 to 2314 code for a protein of 719 amino acids.
AUUCUAAGUAGUUCUACAAUAUUAUAAUAUUACAGAAUUUACAUUAGAUUGUAAAUAUUUGAAUACAAAUUACUAAGUAGUGACAAUAUUUCUAUAGUAGAUUUUAUUUUGUAUUUUAUAAAAUAAAAAUAUAUAGUGUAUCGAAAAAACUUAAAUGAAACAUACAAUAUUUUAUCCCAAAUUUUGGAAAUACAUAAGUUUAGUAAUAGUAGGAUCCAGUUCAGGAUGGGUGUACUACCAAAUAAAAAAGACAAGAGAAAUUUUGGAAAACACUGUGGAUACCUCGGUUUUAUAUAUGAAAAAUAUACAAAGCGAAGAAGAAAACAAACAUGAAGAAUUCAUAAAUUUGCAUCAAUCAAGUUUUGAAAAAUACAAUAUUUUCAAAAAUACGUUAGAUUCAUUGAGAUUUUCGUACGCUAGAAGGUUGGUGCAAUUAGCCAACAACGAAAACAAUACGGAUUACAGGAUAAAAGCCGUAAGGCAUCUAAUAAAAAUAAGACAUCUGGACAGUUGGCACUUCUCUCUUUUAGCAAAUAUGAUUGACGCUAAAACGGCUAUAGGAUUAGCCAGAUCAGGGGAUGCUGAUAAGAGGUUAUUCAUGGAACCCCCUUUAAGAUACCAUAAUUAUAAUAGGGACAUGUUAAUAAACGCUAUGAGAGACUUUUUAAUCCAGUUGUAUGAAAAAUCGAAUCAUCCCUGUUUGGGAUAUUUCCUAUCUGAAGUUUUCGUAUACGAACACUAUAUGGAUUAUAUCGAACAAAAGAAUAAUGUCCAUAUCGUGGACAACGAUUCUUCGGCUUUAGAAUUGAGUAAAUUUAUUCAAUCUGAAAGUGACAUAUUGCCUAAAUGUUUGGAAUCGUUGGUUCAUCAUUGUUGUAUCGAAAAAUAUACCAAACACAUUAUAGAACAAAAUGGUUUGCCAUUAUUAAUGGAAAUAUAUCAAAGAUAUAAAAAUAAUACUGAUAUUAUCAUAAAAAUAUGUCAAAUUUUGUCGUAUAUGUCGGUGGAUAGGAGUGUAUUGGAUUCUCUUCAUAAAUCAGGAUGGAUUGGAAUUUUAUCGGAAUGGAUGCACCAUUCGGACGUCAGAAUCGCAAUACCGGCGGCGCAAGCUUUAUUCAAUUUAGACUCUGAUAACGAUGUAGUUUUUUCGAAAAGAUUGUAUCUUUUACACCCCGUAACUCGAACCGCGAAAGAUCAAGAUAUGGACGUUGUUUUUGUACACGGUUUACUAGGGGGUGUCUUUUAUACUUGGCGACAGAGGCUAGAUCAAGAUUUACAUGUUUCGAUUUUGAAUAAUCAACGAAAAAUGGCACCUUACAAAACGGACGAGAAAAAUGACAGUGUUUGUAAGAAAUCGAUAAUAGAAAGAUUAUCUUCUAUAACCAUAUUGAAUGAUCUGAAAAGUCAUAUAGAAAACAAACCGGACGAAAACGACUACGAACUAGUGUGGGACGAUAUCCCCACAAAUACUAACGACUGCGCUUCUGGGCCCUAUUCGGUUUCAACUAAAGAUUACGACGUUAAAGAAGACAAAGUUUGUAAAUUAUACACACAUUGUUGGCCCAGAGAUUGGCUACCGGAAGAUAUACAAAAUCUAAGAAUAAUAGGUGUUAACUACAAUACCACCCUCUCGAUGUGGACAGCCAUUUGUCCAUCGGCAAAGGGUAAAUUAACAUUAGACGAACGUAGCUUGGAUCUAAUGACAAAACUAGUACAAGCCGGUUUAGGUACGAAACCCAUCGUUUGGGUCACCCAUUCCAUGGGGGGACUGAUAGUUAAAAAUAUUUUAUGCAAAAGUUUCGAAAGUCAAAUGCCAGCUAUCCGAAACCUAUGUUUGAAUACAAAAGGGGUUAUUUUUUAUAGCACCCCUCACAACGGCUCUAGACUAGCUAAUUUGAAUCAGGCUACUGCCUUGUUGCUCUGGCCUUCGGUGGAAGUGCAGGAAUUAAGGGAACAUUCGCCGCAACUUAAAAAAAUCCAUAAGAGAUUCCUCGAUAUCGUUUCUUCGAUUCCAAUGAAAAUCGUGACUUUCGUUGAGACUAAAGCUACGGUGGUUACUGCGAUGAGGUUUAAUUUUUUGCUUGUGCAACCGGAUUCGGGGUAUCCGGGUGUCGGGGAGUAUUUCGAGAUACCACAGGAUCAUUUGGGUAUUUGUAAACCGUUAACCAAAUAUUCUUUUUUGUAUCAAAAAGUUGUUCAUACAUUACGACAAAUAUUGGAGGAGAAUUCCCUAAAUAGUUCUCCAACAUCAGAACAAGAAGAUCGACGUAUAAUUAAUAACCAAAAAGAUUGUACUUGUGAUAUUGAAGAAUAAAAAGUUUAAAUUUA